UCUUCCUUUUUCUGUUCCUCUAUCUCCCUUCCCUCUCUCUAGAAUGAGACAGCACCCUUGAGAGUUGUUCGUCAAUGGCGUUUCACGACCAUCUCUUCCAGGAAAUGGCGCUUCAGCAGCUUGCUGACCAGCAACUGACCCAAAACACGUCGGUCCUUAGAGGAUUACCAGAGCAGUUAGUCCAGCCCUCACCCGACGCCGCCGGAAAACAGCCUACGUGGUUAAAUAGUGCUAUUCUCCGGAAACAGGGUCAGGGACACCACCAGUACGAAGAUGGGGUAUUCCUUCAUCUACAGACCAGCAAUUCCGACUCAUCCGCGUCGAAUCAGUGGAUAACCGGCCGUUCUAUUCACGGAGAGGGAGCUGAAGAAUUACCGGGAAUAAUCGUCGCGGCGUCAGAAACGGCAAUAAAUUGCGAUGUAAAAGACCCAAGUCAACCCUGUGAGAAGGCUGGUUAUGGCACUGUAGAUGAGAGUAAUCAUUGGCAGAGGGCUAAGUGCAAAUCUGAUAUUCUAGCGCAUCCUCUGUACGAGCAGCUCCUAUCAGCUCAUGUUCAGUGCCUCCGCAUCGCCACGCCGGUUGAUCAACUGACGAGGAUUGAUAGGCAGCUGGCGCAAUCGCAGCAGGUGGUGACCAAAUACUCCGUUCUUGGACAAGGAAGUCAGCUCCUGGAUGAUAAGGACCUUGACCAGUUCAUGACACAUUAUGUUUUAUUACUCAGUUCAUUUAAAGAACAAUUGCAACAACAUGUCCGUGUUCAUGCGAUGGAAGCAGUUAUGGCUUGCUGGGAGCUUGAGCAAUCUCUGCAAAGCUUUACAGGUGUAGCUCCUGGAGAGGGAACUGGGGCAACAAUGUCAGAUGACGAUGAAGAACUAGAAGAUAAUGAAGCCAAUUUGUUUGACGGAAAUCUAGAUGACGUAGAGAACACAGGUUUUGGUCCUCUAGUCCCAACCGAAAGUGAGAGGUCACUAAUGGAACGUGUCAGACAAGAGUUAAAGCACGACCUCAAGCAGGGGUACAAGGAUAAGAUUGUUGAUAUCCGAGAGGAAAUACUUCGUAAAAGAAGAGCGGGGAAGCUCCCUUGUGACACCACCUCACAGCUCAAAUCCUGGUGGCAAUCCCAUUCAAAAUGGCCAUAUCCAACUGAAGAAGAUAAAACAAGAUUGGUGCAGGAAACAGGGUUGCAACUGAAACAGAUAAACAACUGGUUUAUCAACCAGAGGAAGCGGAAUUGGAACACCAACCCUACAUCCUCCACAACCACAAAGAGCAAACGCAAAAGGGAUAGUAAGACAGGUGAAACUUGAAAUGAAGAGCAAACCAAAUGCAAGAGUUGUUCACUUUUUUCGGUUCAAAACAUGAUCUUGUCGACAAGAAAGCUGUAACGAUAUUCGUGCUCCCCCAAAAAUAUUUUUCUGGAGAAACCCAUAUCUAUUUAAAUUUGACAUCUUGAUGAUGCAUUGUAACUUUAAAUUUGGUCUUGUAUUACUAUGUGAAUAGGAAUUGUCA
Molecule: messenger RNA, 1509 nt
Organism: Impatiens glandulifera
Lineage: Eukaryota; Viridiplantae; Streptophyta; Magnoliopsida; Ericales; Balsaminaceae
Product: homeobox protein knotted-1-like LET12
Exons: 6
Coding region: 75-1307 (410 amino acids)
Biological process (GO): regulation of DNA-templated transcription
Cellular component (GO): nucleus
Molecular function (GO): DNA binding
Source: RefSeq, a predicted model, not a curated record